CGCGACACGAUGGAGCCUAACAUGGGUCCCAGCGACGGCUGGUACAACGACAACAACGAUGGCGCCGACGACCAAGCGCUUCGCUCUGGCAGCUUUGCCUACAGCGAGCGCGCCUCGUCGUUCACGGCCAAUUCAGCCGCGUUCUCGCGCGGCUCGAUCUUGCAGCGCGACAUCAAAGCAACGCCAGUCGACACCGGCCGGUCGUGGGGCACACGCUACGGCGGCCGCCUUCGGCGCUGGCCUGGUGUCGUGCUGCUCGCUGUCAUUGUGGGCGCAAGCGUGGCGGCCAUCACGUACGGUGCGGCGGCAUCGCGCGAGGCGGCGCGCACACGCGCAUUCGACGUGCAGAAGCGACUGGCGCUGGAGCGCGCGAUAGCCGAUGGCACGACGAGUGGCUCCAACGUCGACGACGUCGACGUCGCCGACGAUGGCCAAGUCAACAACCCCGAGGUGUACCCGCCGAGCGGGUGCCAGCUGCCCAACUACGUCAGCAAGAAUGGCAAGAUCUACGCGGUCGCCACAAACGGCACCGAAGUUCCAAUCCAGAUCAAGGGCGUCAACUGGUUUGGCAUGGAAACGGGCAUGCGAGCGCCGUUCGGGCUCUGGGACAACGACCAGAACGGCACGACGGUGUACGCAGUCGCCCAAUUCCUCGCCAACAACAAGUUCAAUUCGGUGCGCAUGCCGCUCUGCGUCUCGAGCAUCCUCGGGAACAAGGCGCCCGAAGUGUCGAUCAUCAACCGCGUCACCAACCGCGCACUGGAUCUGACGUCGUAUCUUGGGUUGCUUCAGACGGUGACCCAGUCGCUCGGGUAUCGCCAGAUCUCGGUCAUGAUCUCGAUGCACACGCUCGACAUUUACAACCGCGAAGGCUCGCUCUGGUACGGCAAGACGCUGUCAACCGACGACUUUCUCAAGGCCAUCGACAUGCUCACAGUCGCGCUCUGCUCGGACACGUACUGGAACGUCCUUGGCAUUGACGUCAAGAACGAGCCGUGGGAAGGCACGUGGGGCACCGGCCUUAAAACGAUUUCCGCGCGGCCGCCGAGCUCAUUGGCGCGCGCAUCCUCAAGGGCUCAUACGAUCGUCCUCGAUGGCCAAGAGUACGGCUACUACGAUUGGUUUGGCGGCGGGCUCCACAAGGCCGGCGCCUUUCCCGUCGUCCUCCCAACCCCCGAGAAGCUCGUGUACGCCCCGCACUACUACACGCCGGCGGUGUUUCCGCAGUACUAUCUCUUUGGCGGCGGCAAGGUCGGGAAGGGCAACGCCAUCAACGGCUACGUCGAGCUCGACGACGAGAAGCUCUUGGGGCGUGUGGCCAAUACCAUGUACGACAUGUUUGGCUAUUUGAACGCCAAGCAAGAUGCGGCGGUCGUGCUUGGCGAGUUUGCGGGUCUCUACACCAAAGAUGAACACCCGAUGAAGACGACGCAGCGCUGCACGGACUUUACGAUCAGGGCGAUUUUGAGCGAGAGUUAUGCCGGGGGCUACAUGUGGUCGCUCAACCCCGAGUCGGCGUACCAGUACAACCCGGCCGAUACGCCGGGCAACUAUGUGGAAGGUCUCUUGAAUCUGGAUUGGCGCUCGGUGAACGCGCCAUUUUUGAAAGCCAUGAAGCCCUUGGAUGCGAUGCCGCACCUCAAGAUGAUGCCGUGCUUUCGUACCUGACCACUCGCGUCAAGAGGAAUUGCAUCUUAAAGUGCACAGACAAUAGUACCUGCGUUUUGGA
Molecule: messenger RNA, 1729 nt
Organism: Saprolegnia parasitica CBS 223.65
Lineage: Eukaryota; Oomycota; Saprolegniomycetes; Saprolegniales; Saprolegniaceae
Exons: 5
Coding region: 10-1668 (552 amino acids)
Molecular function (GO): hydrolase activity, hydrolyzing O-glycosyl compounds
Source: RefSeq, a predicted model, not a curated record